AUGGGUGCUGGUCAGUCUACCGACUCUAAAGCACUUGGAACUUCUCCUGAGGAGAUGAGCCACAUUCUGGCCCGUCGUUUUGCAUCGAAAUGUUUCACUCCACUGGAACUAGCCCAUCUGAAAGAUAACUUCAACUCCCUGGCAUUGAAGCAAGGAGAUAUCCGGUACUGGAAUGAAGAAGUCUUAUCCAGGUUUUUAGGUAUACCGGACGGGAAUGGAAAGUUUGGUGAUGGGGAUCUUGAUGCUGGCCCAGUCAUUUUCCGCAUGGUCUCUUAUCUAGGAGCGUUUCCUUUUCAAAACACCCUAGCUCCUAGCGUGCUAACCUUUGAUGCUCUGGUAAAAGUGAUUGUUCUUCUGACGGACCGAUACGGCAAAGUACUACGCAGAGGAAAAAAGGACCGGAUCAAGUUGUUAUUCGGCAGCCUUGCUGAUGUAGGGAGAAAGGAAGAACUUCCUGUUCCCGACAAUGAAUCAAAAGAUAAGCCGGACAAUACCCCUAACAAAUCCGGAACCCAAUCUCAGACUGCAGGGUUCUCGAUUGAUAAGCCCUCAAAUGAUAAUGAUGAUGAGGAGGACAACGAUGACGAUGAUUUAGCUCUUGCCGCACUAGAGUCAUUGGAUGCGAUUGAAGUGUUCAAACAUGAUCAGCGCAUUGACCGGACAGUCUACGAAGCACACGUUUCAUUCGACACAUUCCAGCGGCUACUGAUGUUGCUAGUUGUGCUAGCUCCGUUACGCACCAAUGAAGAAACGUCACAAUAUUUCUCACAACUUAAUGAAGAUUCGAUGGAGGCUGCCCGUCGGUGUGUGGAGAAUAUUCUCACUUCGUUCGAUAUCGGAGACCGCAAAAGCGGGAUAGGCUAUGAGACUUUCUCCUGGGUGAUCUCGAGUUCUCUCCCAUAUAUAUUUGACCCCCUAACUCCGCUCUUUGAACAUCUUCUUUUUAGCAAAAAUCUUGAUCUAUCCCGGAGAAGGGAUUCAGGCACAUCGUCUCCUAGCGAAGAAAAAAACGCAGCACCACUAUCCUCAUUGACACCUUCGAAGCCAUCGAUAACGCUCUCUGGAUCAUUUGAAUCCUGUAUCCUGGAUUCUGCAAUUAUCUCUCAUCUCUCCUUCUUCCUUCCCACAUCAUCUCCGAUCCCCAACCUACUACAAAAUGGUACCCGCUUACACGGAGUAUUUUCAUCGGAUACUCAUGGGGAAUCACUAACGUCCUUCUCCCAUAACGUCCUCACAUGGGAUGCACCCAGCAUUAUGUUGGUAACGGGAGCUAAGAAAGACCCAUCCGGUGAUGAAACUGAGUCAAUAACUAUCGGUGCAUAUAUUCCACGGGCGUGGAAAUCAUCAACCUCGGCAUCAGCCUCCCACCAUGAUCUCUCUAACCAGUUCCAAUUACCAUACCUAUUCCAACUAAGCCCCAACCAUGUUGUUAUGCAAGGUUCUCCAUCUAUAAACUCCCUCAAAGCUAAUCGGCCCAUGGUGUCGUUUUCUACCAAGUCUGGCAUAGCCAUUGGCUGUAAAAUACCUCCACCAACUCGCACGUCAUUAAGCAGUGAUUCGAGUCGCCCCACGCCAGCCGGUGGUGGCAGCCUAUUGAUCGAUCCCGCUUUAGAAAAUGCCGAAUUUUUCAUGUCGAAUGGUUUAAGCCAUGAAGAGGGUGUGUUCCUACCUGCUGGGGCUGCCACCUGGUCACCCUCGCACUCCUCAUCUACAGCGGCCAGUGAGACGAUCCAUAUAUCAAUUUAUAACAUUGAAGUGUGGGGAAUUGUGCACACUGUGACUAUUUCCAAACAUUCUUCUUCGAAGCAUAGCCGUUCCUCAACUGCAAACGGAGCGAUACCCGAUGCCAUCAUGCGUCAGCAGGCUCAUUGGAAUUUUGAAGCCCGUGAAGCUGAAAGACGGCGAGAGAUACAUUUGAAUGUUGGCGGUGGUGAUUCUGAGGAGCAAACUGGGAGAGCCUUGCUAGAAAUGGCGGGUAUUAUCGGGAGUUCAUCACGAUACCGAUAA
Messenger RNA from Microsporum canis CBS 113480, 2007 nucleotides. RefSeq lists its product as hypothetical. The transcript is spliced from 2 exons. The record is from RefSeq and is a predicted model, not a curated record. Bases 1 to 2007 code for a protein of 668 amino acids. NCBI's taxonomy places the organism in Eukaryota, Fungi, Ascomycota, Eurotiomycetes, Onygenales, Arthrodermataceae.